CGAAUACAUGAUGCAGCUCUAACCCAUACACCACCACUAGCACGAAGAAUCAUCUGACGCGGAAAGCGCGGUAUAUGAUAGUUUUCAAAGUUUUGGUUGCACCGUUGUCGAACCUAGACCUGUGAGAGUUACUGCAACAUGCUCCGAAUUUACCUCCUGGUUUCUUGCAUUUGUGUGCUCAUAGCCGCAGUCUUCUAUACCUUCUACUGGAACCGCAUUAUCUCUGGAUUUAUUAGUCUUCUCUUGCGGGUCAAGUACUGGCGACAAGGAGGCUCGAGUAUAUGGGUGCACAUCGGAUCCAUACAUUUCUCCAUCCUCGCGGGACGCAUACUGCUCAAAGAUGUCAAAUACUAUUCGAGCAAUAUGACCGUCAAAAUUGUGACAGCUCAAAUAUCUUGGAGAUAUUGGUUGCGCGUGCCAGCUACUGAGGAUGAUCUGAAUCAUGCCCAUGUUGGUGGGGAAGACUUUAACCAUGCGUCGUCAUUCCCUUCUUGCCGGAUCAAAGUCUCUGUCCAAGGAUUUGAGUGGUUUCUAUACAACAAGACUGCAGCGUACGACCACAUCAUCUCCCAAAUGCAAACCAAGACAUCCCCACGUCCAGAGCCAUCAGAACCGCGCAGAAUGUUUUCUCGUACUUCAGCAGCUGAAGGGCUGGGUUUCUACCCUCCUCCUGCACUAGCAAAUAUUAAAGCGCCUCCCCUCAUCCAUGCUGCGUUGGCAUGGAUUAAGCGUCAGACGCCCUACCUGGACCCGAAUGACAUUUUGCCCAUCGCACUUGAGCUGUCCAAGGUUGCCAUCACUUGCGGUAAUCCUUCAACACCAAGUCUGUUGGUCGCAGAAUGUCAUAGAGCAGAAGGCACCUUCGGGAUUGUGCAGGCGAGGUCAAAGUGCGACCUCUAUAAGCAGCUUUUGAAUCUGAAGUUCCAGAACGUGCUCGUGCAACUCGUGGAGAACGACAACUUCCAAGGUAACAUGCCCACAAUAGGCCAUCGUAUUCGCGAGAAAGCAGAGACAUCGAGUCGGUUCCUAGAACUUGUUCCGUUAGGUUAUCUCCCAUUCCGGGCAUUCUCCAGGAUUUGGAAAGGACUGAAGUUAUAUUCAUCUGGUCAUGGCUCGUCCGUUCACGAUCGCCGUGCAGCUGAGAAGUGUCCUGGACCUAUGCCAAGCAGAAAAUCAACGAAGAGCAUUGACGAAGACACCCCCGUUGGCGCUGACUUUGCUACUCUAGAGUACGCCAUUGAACGGCGAAUUAUUGAAGCCCCCAUUCUGGAGCUAUCAUAUUAUACAGAUAUCGUCGGCGAUGUGUCUGAUGCACAGGAUGGUCCUAAGGGCAUGGGAUUGGAAUCCUAUGACAUCGGCAACGGUGACCUACCUCCUGAGUGGGGUGUAGAUCUGGUAAUAAGAAACGGAACCAUCCGUUACGGACCGUGGGCUGAUCGUCAACGCGUCCAUCUGCAACGGACAUUCUUCCCGCCAACGUAUCACGACUUGGAGGUGUCAAAACACCUUAGGCCAGGAGAUAAACGUACUUGGACUGCAAUGAAAGUAUUUUUCGAACUUCGUGAUAAGACAGUUCUCUAUGUUCCUUUCCGAGAGCCUUCAAAGAACUGGCAAUGGGAUGGUAUCAGCGAGUAUUCGCGUCCGAGGAAGCGCGACCAUGCUGCUCUUCAUUGCACUGCAGGUGACAGCUCCUCAAUCAGCUACCUUCUGCCUAUGGUUACAGGGCCCGAUGGAUAUGAACCUCGUUUGGAGGUCCAUCUCGAUACAGUUUCUGUAACAUCGAGCCUUAAUGACAUCAAGCUCAUCGCGGCUGAGUCAUGUCGCGUUCACGCGUCAUUUCCAUCACCCCUUGUAUGGAACGCUGAGCGUCGUUGGUCAUUUUCCAUCUCUCUUCGUCAACCGGUCAUAUAUUUCUUGCGAGACCACGUCAACAUGUUCACCGAUUUGGCGCGGGACUGGACCUUUGGGCCGCCUACCGAAUGUAAUAUUUUUGUGCCGACUGUCUAUACACUCGAACUUGAUCUGCACCACUUUGAGCUCAAUCUCUAUGCCAACGACCAGAACAUCAUCGAUAAGCCUCUGGUCAAGGGAGAGAACACAUUGGUGACGAUCCGUGCACCGCGUUUAAAUACUCAAGUAACCUUCCCGUCAAACAAAUAUCGACCCGAGGCGACAUCCAUUCCAUUCGUUAUUGAUAUUCCAGAUGUAACCGUUUUUCUCUCCUUGCCGCGGUGGAAUACGCAGUACCUCUACAACUCAGGGAAAGAACAUCGUAUAAUCCAUGCAGCAGCAUUCCAUAUAACGUCCUCGUAUUACUUCUGGGCCGAUGUUCAAGCUGACAAUAUUGAUCAGCUAAAGCUCACCGUCGAGACUAGUAGAGUCACGUACAAGGCCCUCGGAUGGUCUGCCAGGUGCUUAAUGGUACUUCGGGACAAUUAUUUUGGAUCUUUCACCCACUUUUCUACGCUCGUGGAGUACCUUGACAAGCGGAGCAGGUUUGGUUUGACUGGAGAUCCACUGGAGAUGAAGCAUCGGCCAGGCAAAUCAAACUCAUUACAGGUUCAGGUAUCGAUACAGUUGCAGUCUGGGUCAAUGCUUUUACCUGCGGGUUUGCCUGGUUACGAGGUGCGCGUUGCAAGCGACAGAUCAUUCGAUGAUAUUGGCGCAUCCACGGUCUUGGCGUGUUCAGUGCUUCAACUGGAUUUACGACUACAUGAUUAUUUCAUGGAUGCGUCCCUGAAUCUGCACGCAAUCAGAGGUUCUGUACUUGACGCUUGUUCCGAGCACGCUUUCUUCGGCCAGGGACAUCUACGCUACGAGGACUCAAUCUUAAUCGAUGGCCUGAAUAUCACUGCUAACAGACUAUUUGGGCCACAACCACGUACUCGUACAUAUGUAUGUGUUUGGGAAAUUGGAGUUGGACCAGUGAAGGCCCUAUUGACAUCUCAUGAUGGUCAAAUCUUGCUGGCAUCUUUGAACGCUGUCCGUCUUAACUACACGGACCUUGCCAAUGCUCCCGCGACCGAGUUUGGAGUGCCUGUCGAUCCAGAUGCCACUUUCAUCAGAUUCUCGACUAGCCACAUCGACGCCACUUGGUCUGCUGGUGCAACAGCCGUAAAUCUUUCACUUCCUUCGGGCCUCAGUGUGCAUACCAAUGAUCUAGAAGGCCAAUUUUGCGGCAAGCUCACGAGCGUUAGACUGCCCAUUGCGUCGCUGAAGAUUCUGCUGUCAUCAAGGGAUUCAAAGACAAUCUGGUGUGAGGCGGCUGACCUGUCCACAGACAUCAAUCUGGAUAUAUACAGAUCUCCAAAGACCCGCAAUCCAUCACAGAUGGAUUUCAUAAAGGGGCAAGAUGAGCUGACACAUCGGGCACAAUACUUGCUUGAUGAAGUAGAGAGGGCACGAAGUGCCUCUCUUCCUGAUAACUGGCAGUUGCCACAACGUACGCGUUCUGGUCACCAUCGCAACGGGUUUUACCUUCCUCCUCCGCGCCUCCCAUAUUUCUGCAGAGCAAAACCACAUCCUCUAGUACCCCCCACGAGCGUUCCACACUCCAAGAACACGACUGCAUGGUGGCCUCGCCUUUCCUAUCUUUCAGAAUCCGACGGAGAAGAGAAUAUAUCCGAAGCCGAUCGCGAUGCACGUCUGGCGAGGAGUCGACUUGCGCCACCGACCACCGUCGACGACGACAUGUCUGUGUCAGGGGAGGAGUCGGAUAAUGAGGACCUGACAGAUACUGAAUCUUCAAUAAGCGGCUGGUCCUCGACUAGAUCCGGGACUCGAAGGCACUCGCUGAUCAAGCGCUACCGUCGUGUCACUAGAUGGUACCAGAGUAUCAACCUCGAUGACAUCAACGGCUGGGAGGACUCACCAUUCGUUGUGACUAAGGUAAUAAGCAAACCCCCUUUUUCCGAAUAUUCGUCAAUUAGAAACCAGGAACCUAGAAUUACCGCCCAAAAGGACAAGAAUUCAUCCGGAAUACGCCCGGCCGUACAAGCCAACGAAAGAGUCAGCUAUGUGCAUUCCACAACUUUCCGCGUACAAUGUAAAAGGGAGAUCACGGUUCGUAUUACCCCCUUGGUUCUCUUGGGAGUCAGAGAUAUAAUUGAAGACCUGCAAUCGCGACGGCUCAGUCCAGAAUUGACAUUGGACUUAGUGAUGGCGAGCCACAUAGUAAAGUUCGGUGACUCGCCAGGUCCCCCUCUCUCGACGGCUUUCGACAUCUGCAUACGAUCCGCUCGUCUCCAGGUACUGGAACACAUAUCCUACCCAAGUUCCUCCUACAAGGAAACAUCAGCUCAAAGAGACUCCAUGGUUACUAUUAACUGCUUGGUUUCCGGAUGCCACCUCGCGAUGUCCCAAGGGGCUCAGAAAUUGGCUUGCCAUCUAGAAAUAUCCGAAACGUCAAUAAGAGUAACGGAUGACUCGGGAGUUGCUCUGGGUUCCAAGCGUUCGCUUGGACAUAGCCCUAUAUUAUCUCUUCGUCGCCUUCAACUGGAUGCCACGCAGAACCAUGCCAGCAUCUCUGCUGGGCGCUUUGCGGUAGAACUUCAACCCGCUAGCCUUGAGUGUGCUGUCGCCACGUUUCAGGCGUUGGAACAGGAUUUGCAAGACCUCUCACUCGACCCCUCUGUGAAGUUUGGCCCAACUACACGACUUGCUGAGAUUGUCUACCAUACUCUGGAUCUCACUCAGGGCAGGGCAGCCGUCGAUCCACUUUCAACCAUUCAACCUUCUUUCCUCGUCCAACGGGGUCAUCCUCAAGCUCUCCGGACACAUGCUACCUACAAGUUUAUAUUUCACCUACGAACUGCACUGCAGUUCGCCCGUCUUCAAGGGGACAUUGGCGCAAAUAGCACGGGCCAAUCCAUUGCAGCACAUGAUGUGAAUGCAUUGGUGAACGCGUGUGUCGCAGAGCUUAUGCUGGACCUAGACUCCUCCAAGGAAGGUAUACCCAGUCCGUUGGAAAUGAUUCACCCUCGUACCUCGCCCAAGUCCACGAUUAGCGCGCGACUUAUCGUUGACUCCGUCAACUUCACUGCCGACCUUGUCAGCGUCAUCAUUGCAGACGAGUUGUUAGCAUCCACAAGUCGCCUGGAUAUCAGCUCCUGUGCUCUUCGGCUCCGCUCUUCAAAGCUGGUCCCCUUGGAAGGAAUCCAAUUACAGUCCCAAAGCCCUUCCCUUGCAAACCAUGAUACUACUGCCAUUCCGCAGACUGCAUGCACUCUCUCCAUUGGUGACGUUAAUGUCACCGUCUCCCCUCACUUGAUGGUCUUCGCACAAUCUGUACUUCGCCUGCGCAGGGUAUCAAGGAAAUGGGUACCAGUCUCGAACCAAGCACUUCCAAACUCUGGGCUGUCUCACCUUAUUUUCACGGUCGCCAUUCGCCGCGUUAACAUCCGUGCUGCUGCUGAAAAACUUGCAUUUGAGAUCGGAGCUACAGACAUGGACAUCUUUCUCACAUCACUCAAACGAGUUGAUCCGUUGAUGCGCACCGAGGUCCACUCUGUUAGCUAUACUGCUGGCUUCACCAACGCUUUCAUACGUGCGAGGGCUACCAGUAUUGGACCAGGAAUCUGGGCCCGGGAUCAGGAUAUUCUUGCUUCCUUGACCUUUUCCUCUGGCAAGCUCAACGUACUUUGGCGCCAGGAAUUAUCCGCGAGUACUAUCCGUCUCGCAUUCCUCUUAUCCAGUACUUCUUUUUCCGUACCUCGCAGCGCCCUUCGUCUUUAUCGCUUCGUGGAAGAGUGGCAAGCGGACUUCUUUCCAGGCAUUGAAGCCGCCACACGAGCCUUUCUAGCAGAGUUGAAGGAAGGAGAUAGUGUUCAGCAGACAGCACUGAUGCACCCUCGCGCUGUUAAGAGGAACGCAUUAGCGGCCCAUGUUACCGGACGUAUAUCAGAACUUGGCGUGUCUCUUCAGGUCAUGCGAGGGACGUGGCUAUCAUGGAACAUACAUGAUCUGACUGUAUUCCUUUCCUCGCCAGGCGGAACAGGAUCCAGGCCAUCCACGUCCUUUGGCAUCCAAUUUGGCUCGCAAACGUUGGGCGUUUCAUACAAACUACAGUCCACUGAUGACCAUACGGAUACACCGCACAUCAAGGUCAAGCUCCCUUCGCUCUCGUUAACAGGGCGUUAUGGCCGCGCUUUUGUCAGAAUUCUUGCUUCUGUGGACUUCUUCGAUGUUUUAAUCAAGCCUUCACAUUGGGAUACACUUCUCGUCGUCCAACAAAAGUUCGGCCAAGAUUUUUCUGACUUGAUGGACCUCAUACAACAAACUCGCCAACGAACGUCCAAUCCGUCUGGAUCUACAUCAAUUGCAUCGCGAUCUUCUCUAUCAUUCAGUGGGCAUGUCAACGUGAAGGGCUUCAGGCUUGGGCUUGAAGGCCGCUCAUCCACCUCCUAUCUAGAAUGUGAAGAUGUUGGUGGAGAUAUAUCCAGCAGUGAUUCGGGUAUUGCAUGGCGAAUCAGGCUUCGUGACCUGGCUUUAUCGCUUGCUCCCAGAGCAGGUGUUGUGUCACGAGAAACCACCUUCAAUCGGAACCACAGAUCUGCGUUUCUUAUCGUGGAUCUUCGUGCUAGGGGAGAUACCCACAAAUUGGAUUUUCGCGUCCCAAAGAUCCAUGCCGUGAUGCAACCCAGUUCUAUAGGAGAAGUUGGUGAUUUCUUAGACCAUCAACAAGCUGAACUACUUAUUCGGAGAGAUCAGCGAGCUGCGGAGUUAGCAGCGUUCAAGGAAAAGACUCGUAGUGUUUUGAAAACGUUCGAUAUCAGAACGAGCGAGGCCAUUCGUGAUCAAAAGCCCUCUUGGCUUAGCGAACGUACCAUAGACGUAGUCAUUCAGAAGAUUGGAGUGGCCUUCCCUCUCAGUCUUGAACAAACACUGGAGCUUCCCCGGACGAGUUCCCGUGACAGCCCUUCGGUGAGGGCUUUCCUGUUCGCUGUUCGGCGCAUCAAGUUUAGUGCACAGAGAGGAGAAGCGGGCGAGAUGUCGACUAGAGACUUAUCCUUCCAAUUUGUGCCCAGUUUCAGGCAAUCUUCAUCCGAAGACUUUGCAGCAGACAAGCAUAGAAGCCGAAACCGAUUGGUGUACCCCCACAUGACUGCGCGGCUACGAUCCGACACUUCUUUGCUCAGUCGUCAUAUCUGGUUCUCUGGAAUCAUCAGUGGAUUUAUCCUCGACUUGGACUCAAACAUCCCUGAUUACAUAUUCUCGCUCAUUGAUGUGUACCGUCAAGGAAGAGAACGAAUGAUCCGCAUCGCUGCAAGUCUUCCCCGUGCUACUACGUCACAUGCUGACCUUGCGAGGGACGAUGUCUCAUUGCGAGGCGGGCAACAAAAUGUUCCGGCGUCGAGUAUCUUUGCAAAUCUGGUUUUCCAGAGUGGAGAAGUGCGCGUUCAUACCGAUGCAAAAAGUACACAGGCCCGGCCUCUGGGUACCUACCAAUCGUCGGACGGUCAGUUGCGUCCAGAGCAGGAGACACUAAGGCUUCCUGUGAUCUCUGCUUGGGUUGAAUAUCGUGCUUCAGGCAUACGAGCUGGUCCUGCAGCCCUGAUAUUCAAAAGCACCAUUCAUUCUAGCCAAAACAUCUUGAGACCGAGUCUUCUGCCUUUCAUGACCGAAAUCGUCAAUUACGUGCAGUUGCGCUUGCGCAAGACUAGCCGAGGAAACACGCUACUCAUUGCACCAUCUCCUGCAGAGGACGAACCGUCCCCGCUGCUGACCUCAAGCCGUAUGGAGAAUUUAUCUGAGGCAUCAUCGAGUUUGCAAAUCAGCUUCAAUCUCCGCAUAGACAAGUCAACGCUCGAAUUGACUUGUCAGCCGGAUGUCAAUGUAGUGGCAGCUUUACGCUGGGAAAGUGGUGGUUUCCUUAUGAACAUCUCACCAGGUGCUCACAACGUAACCUUGACGGGCACUGUGGACGGUCUCACGAUUGGCCUCAAGCACGGGUUUUUGAGCGACGACUGCGUCAAUAUCGCAGCUCGCAAUCUUGCGUUUUUCCUUGCUUUUGCCAAGAACGAGGACCGUAUGGGCAAUAUCGACAGCACGGUUUCACUGGUGGUGGAUACAGAUAUUUCUGGUGGCGUGCGUUUCUCCCGUCUGCAGGAUGUUUUAUGUUUCAAGGCGGUUUGGCUCGAUCGUAUUCCUCUGUUUGUUGCAGAGCAUGCAAGCUCUGACAGAUCACGCCCGCCAACAGCCUCUUCAUCCUCGGUUACCACUCCUGUGGUGAAACAAGAGGUCACCACUACGCUCAUCAUUCGCAUUCGCCAAAUCCACUUGGAUGUAGAUUUGGGACAGUCCAUCAGCAGUGUGACUUUGGACCUUCAGAGUGCAGUUACUCGGAUGCGCUUCUCUGAGAUGUCAACGGAGGUGUCGCUCUCAGUGGCAAAUGUCUCCAUCCUUGCCAGGGGAAACGUCGCGGGUCACAUGAAUGUGCCGGACUGUGUCUUUCAGACGAUCCGCAGGAAUGAAGGUUCCUUGUCCGAUGAUUCAAGGACAGCUAGGAUGCUUGAACUCAGCAUGACUAGUGGUCCCUUAAGUGCCGAACUCGAGUCAGACCACCAACGGCUGUUAAUCUACAGGGCUGAUCCCGUGCAAGUGGAUAUCCACGAUGAUUGGUCACUGGUCUCCUCCGCAGACAGAGGGCAAGACCGGCCUUUGCUGCUUACAUUCACAGUCAAUGGCGAGGAGAUCAUCGUUCUUGCUACCAUCGCUACCAUACCGAAGCUGUUGAUGUAUGUCAACAAGUUCCAGGCUAAUAUUGCCGCGCAGCGUGACGGCGCAAGCCAUGAAUCAGCCGCUUUCCGUGCUACGCAAUCGCCCAAGCCUGACAAUCCGCUCACUGAGGUUGCUUCGGCUUUCUUCCACUCUGCUCGUAAUCGGUUCAAGGAAGCGGACGCGGAACUGUCCCACAGAAUUCGCCAGCAGUUGAGCUUCCGCUUGGAAACCCUUCGGCUUGUCCUUUUCCCCCGCACAAUGGGUGACACCGAGCUUGCACAGUUCAUCGGACGUGAUGUACAUGCGAGCCUGGAGCGUGUGGUAAUAGACGAAAAUCCACCUCAUAGGGAGAUCCGUUUAUCGUUCACUGCUUUGACUAUUUCUAAGUUCAGCCAGCCUCAGCCACUCCUCUCUCCGACUACGGUGGUGUCUGACGGCAAAGCUUGGGUGGAUCAUUUGUUCAAGCACCCCACAGAGGCAAACAUUGUGGGUCUGCCCACGAUGAAUAUGCUGAUGUUCACCGAUGAGGUAGUCGAAGAACUCGUCAAAUAUAUCGACUACAGGUUCUAUAGUUCAUUCGUGCGAGGCAAGGGUACCAAGGAGCACGAAGAUAUCUACAUCACGCUCAAUGUGGCGCUGUAUUCGUGGCUUACCGGUCUUCGCAAGAAUUUGACCCGAGAACUGGAACAGGUCCAGGGAUCUCAAGACUCGCGCAACGCGACAGCGGGUCCAUCAUCGCGUAAAAGAGCAGGGAAUACAGAGCCACCUCCGGGCAUGGAUGUUGCUCACAUGGAUGCAUCAAGUCCAACUAGCACCGCAUCUAGCCCAUCAGUGCCCGAAAAGGCCCCAUCGCCAGGCUUCAAACCAUCUGCCGUUUCGCCUCAGCUACCCUCAGAACUUUCCGCACACCCAUUGCUGCCAACUUCCCAAGCCCGUUCCUUACCAGACUCAUUCGAUACUUCUGCGCCGCUUCCACCCCCUAGCGUCGCGAAAACUGUAGCCAUGGUGUACAGGGCUCGUGAUCGUGUUAUAGAGCGACUGACCAUGCGACAGCUUGGCGAAGCGACUCCGGAUGUCAUGCACCCAUUCUUCAUGAAGACAGCUGGUUUCAACCUCGAGGAUUCUCUUCCGCAAUACGUUCAUGAAUACGCUACGAUUCCUCUGGAGGAAAUCAUGGAGGCCCUGCUGAAGUUGUAUUCGAAACAGCUAAGAACCGAUCAAGGGAUAGGUCAAAAUUAAAUUAGGUUAUAAUAGUGACGCAUAGUUGGGGACAUGCUGUAAAUCUACUUACCGUACUCUAAGACCAGCACUAAUUCUCUCAUUUA
Suillus clintonianus is the source of this 10043-nucleotide messenger RNA. RefSeq lists its product as uncharacterized. Gene Ontology annotation, cellular component: membrane. The record is from RefSeq and is a predicted model, not a curated record. The transcript has 21 exons. NCBI's taxonomy places the organism in Eukaryota, Fungi, Basidiomycota, Agaricomycetes, Boletales, Suillaceae. Gene Ontology annotation, biological process: fermentation. Bases 139 to 9957 code for a protein of 3272 amino acids.